Messenger RNA from Trematosphaeria pertusa, 2243 nucleotides. Its product is annotated as replication factor-a protein. The record is from RefSeq and is a predicted model, not a curated record. Gene Ontology annotation, biological process: DNA replication; DNA recombination; DNA repair. Gene Ontology annotation, cellular component: nucleus. Lineage: Eukaryota; Fungi; Ascomycota; Dothideomycetes; Pleosporales; Trematosphaeriaceae. Gene Ontology annotation, molecular function: DNA binding. The coding region runs from base 65 to 1909 and encodes 614 amino acids. The transcript has 6 exons.
CCUCGCCACGCCACGAAGUGUACUUCGUCUCUCACCACCACGCGUGUAGCAUAAUACAGUCAACAUGGCGGAGCAGGCGAUUACUCAAGGCGCCAUCAGGAGCAUCUUCGAGCCUAGCGGUUGUUUCAUAGAGCACCCUGUCUUGCAAUGUGUGCAGAUCAAGACGAUGGAGCCGAAGGCGGGCGAGGCGGGCGGUGUGCAGCGCUUCCGCGUUGUCCUCAGUGACGUCCGGAAUUUCAUCCAGACCAUGAUUGCGACAGCCGCAAACGACAUUGUCCUCUCUGGGAAGCUGAAGAAGGGCUCCAUUGUGCGACUGCUGAAGUACAAUCCUCAGCAGGUUAAGGAGAAGAAGAUCCUUAUCAUCAUGGAACUUGAAGUGCUCGAGCAGUAUGGCGAACAAGAGAAAAUUGGCCAGCCGGAAGCCCUCGACAUCAAGACUGAACCCCAGCCCUCAGCCAUCUCUGGCAACGGCUUCUACGGGUCGAAACCUGCACAGCAGCCGCAGCAACCACAGCGAUCGCUUCCCGUCCAUCAGAGCAACCAGAGCACCUCGACACACCCACACUUGUAUCCAAUCGAGUCGCUUUCGCCGUACGCACACAAGUGGACGAUUCGAGCGCGGUGCACAUUCAAGGGCGAUAUGAAGACGUGGCAUAAUGCAAAAGGCGAGGGCAAGCUGUUCAGCGUCAACUUGCUGGAUGACACCGGGGAGAUCAGGGCAACAGGCUUCAAUGACGUUUGUGAGAAGUUGUACCCCAUCUUUGAAGAGGGAACCGUGUACUACAUUUCCGCGCCGUGCCGGGUUACCUUGGCGAAGAAGCAAUUCUCUAACCUACCGAACGAUUAUGAGCUGCAAUUCGAGAGGGAUACCCUAGUCGAAAAGGCCGAAGAUCAGAGCAACAAGCCUCAGAUACGGUACAACUUCACCAAGAUUGGCGACCUCAACUCCGUAGAAAAGGAUACCACUAUCGACACUAUCGGUGUGCUCAAGGAAGUUGGCGAGGUGAAUAAGCUGACCUCGUCCAAAACCAACAAAGACUUCAUGAAACGGGACCUGACUAUCGCGGACGACAGUCAGACCUCAGUCAGGCUUACCAUCUGGGGGAAUCAAGCUGAGAGCUUCGACGCGCCUCUUGAGUCAAUCAUGGCAUUCAAAGGCGUCAAAGUUAGUGACUUUGGCGGUCGAAGCCUGAGUCUGCUCAGCUCGGGUUCCAUGACCAUUGACCCCGAUAUCGACGAGGCACACAAACUGCGAGGAUGGUUCAAUGCUGUCGGUCAGAACGCUACCUUCUCAACGCAUCAGAACCUUGCAUCUGCUUCUGGUGGCAACGCAAGGCAGGACAGCAAAGUAAUCUCAGACAUUGUCGCCGAAGAGAGCUACCUGCAAGACACGCCCACCUACCUCAGCUUGAAGGCAUCUGUCAUCUUCGUCAAGAACACUACCGUUGCAUAUCCCGCCUGCUCAAACACAGCGCAGAACUGCAACAAGAAGGUCAUCGAAGACAACCCUGGCGAGUGGUGGUGCGAGAAGUGCCAGAUGAGGUUCCCGGAGCCGCAGUGGAGGUACGUCUUGAGUGUCAACGUUGCCGACCACACCGGCACGCUCUGGCUGAGCUGCUUCGACGAGGCUGGCCAACUCAUUGUCGGAAUGCCAGCGAACAACUUAAUGAAGAUGAAGGAUGACGACGACGAUAACAACACGGCGAACUUCAUGAAUGCCAUGCAAGAUGCAACCUGCAAGACGUUCAAUUUCAGGAUCCGUGCAAAGAUGGAGAUGUAUAUGGAUCAGCCCAAACCGCGCUACCAGGUGUUGAGCAUCCACCCUCUCAACUACGCUCAAGAGGCCAACAGGCUGGCACAGCUAAUCAAGCAGUACGAUAUCAACGAUGACAGCUUGUUCGUUCAUUGAUGAGGGCGGAUGAAGCGCUGGUAGCCGAAGGGGGCCACAGAAUUGGACUCCUCCAACGUUCUCUGACGUUUGGGUCAUGUUGUUUCUCGGAAUCAUGGGCUAAGGAUCAGGGUAUGCAUGCUUUCAUAGGGUCGUUUACACCAGUGUACAUCGCGAAAGGCUCUUUCGAGGAGUCUGCAGAGCUCCGUUAUCUAAAGGGAUAGCUAAUGUUCAAGAGGGCUGUACUCAGCCAGCCUCCUGCUUACAUUCGGUGUUCCAUUGCCGUCGUGCGUUAGCUCCCUCCGUCGAUGACCCCGCCAUCGGUCGGCAGCUCUAACUGCCCCGCUAUAGCAUC